Messenger RNA from Solanum dulcamara, 1791 nucleotides. RefSeq names its product malate dehydrogenase, chloroplastic-like. Gene Ontology annotation, biological process: malate metabolic process; tricarboxylic acid cycle. Bases 93 to 1331 code for a protein of 412 amino acids. The record is from RefSeq and is a predicted model, not a curated record. Gene Ontology annotation, cellular component: cytoplasm; mitochondrion. Gene Ontology annotation, molecular function: L-malate dehydrogenase (NAD+) activity. Lineage: Eukaryota; Viridiplantae; Streptophyta; Magnoliopsida; Solanales; Solanaceae. The transcript is spliced from 2 exons.
UCUUUGUUUUGUGAAAAACUCCUUCCCACAUCUUCAGGAACAUUCUUAGCUAUCUGCAUUGGAACCUCCGAAAUAUAACCAAAGUGGGUGAAAUGGCAUCAGCAUCAGCAACCACUCACUCAGUUGGUUCAGCUACAUCCUUUGGCUCCAUAGUGAGCCCAAAAUUACAAUCAAAGGGUUUUGUUGUGAAAUACAAUACCAGGAACUGCCUUAGAAAGUUCAGUGGCCUUAAGGCAGAGGCAUUCGUACGAUGUGAAUCGGAGUCAUCAUUUCUAGGAAAAGAAAGUGCUGCAGCUCUUCGACAAUUCAUUACUCCUAAGGUCCACAAAGAAAAACAGAGAUCUUGGAACCAUGUUCAGCCCCAAGCAUCUUAUAAAGUGGCUGUUCUUGGAGCUUCUGGCGGUAUAGGCCAGCCUCUAGCUCUUCUGAUUAAGAUGUCUCCGCUAGUAUCAUCGUUGCACCUUUAUGAUAUUGCAAAUGUCAAAGGAGUUGCAGCAGAUCUCAGCCAUUGCAACACUCCCUCUCAGGUUUUUGACUUUAUGGGAGCUUCUGAGUUGGCCAAUUCUUUAAAAGGUGUAGAUCUAGUCGUCAUACCAGCUGGCAUUCCCAGAAAGCCUGGUAUGACACGGGACGACUUGUUCAAUGUUAAUGCUAAUAUUGUGAAAGGCUUGGUUGAGGCUGUUGCUGUCAAUUGCCCAGAUGCCUUUAUCCUCAUUAUCAGCAAUCCAGUCAACUCCACAGUGCCGAUUGCUGCUGAGGUUCUGAAGCAAAACGGUGUUUAUGAUCCUAAAAAACUCUUUGGUGUUACCACCCUGGACGUUGUCAGGGCAAACACAUUCGUCGCGCAGAAGAAAAACCUGAGACUCAUAGACGUUGACAUCCCCGUGAUUGGUGGGCACGCGGGGAUAACAAUUCUCCCUUUGCUAUCAAAGACAAGACCAUCAACUACUUUCACCGACGAAGAAGUGCAGGAGCUAACCGUGAGGAUCCAAAAUGCUGGGACUGAGGUCGUUGAAGCAAAGGCUGGAGCAGGAUCUGCAACUCUGUCGAUGGCAUAUGCAGCAGCUAGAUUUGUUGAAUCCUCACUCCGUGCUCUCGAUGGUGAUGCUGAUGUUUACGAGUGUUCUUACGUGCAAUCUGACUUGACAGAACUUCCAUUCUUUGCAUCUAGAGUUAAACUAGGAAGGAAUGGUGUCGAGGCUUUGAUUUCGUCUGAUCUCCAUGGAUUAACUGAGUAUGAACAAAAAGCUUUGGAAGCUUUAAAGCCAGAGUUGAAAGCUAGCAUUGAGAAGGGGAUAGCUUAUGCUCAAAAACAAACAGUGACUGCUUAGAAAUUAGCAUCAUGUCAUGUUAUAUAUAGGCUGAGCCCUGAAGCAAUGAGGAGAGUUUUAGAUAAAUUUUAGGAAAGAUUCUCAGCAUGACAAUUUUGUAUGGUUCAAUUUACUAGGUCCCUCAUUCUUUUUACUGGUCUGAACUCUACUAGUGUCUAUUAUUGCUUCCUUUUCAUGUCUUCUUGAGUUGAGAAUAUCAGAAACAACAUCCCUCCCUAUCCCUCACAAGGUAGGGGUAAGGUGAUCGAGAAAGCACCGCCCAAAGGUGCUCAUUGAGUUGGUCCUCCGGUGGCUAAAAUUAUCUGCGAACACUUUAUCUCUUCAGAUUCCACUCGUGGAAUUAUGUUGUUGUUGUUAGAGUAAAUUGUAUUGUAUUUGCUAUGAAUAUGGGACAGAGGGAGUAUUUAACAAAUAGCAACUACUCCAUUUGUCUAAUCAGAGAAAAUGAUGCUGAAGAUUC